GAGUUGUCAAGACUAAUUUGUUUUCCUAUACCGUUUGUAAACAGGCCGGGGACGCCUGUGCUUAGAGAGACUUCUUGUCAGUGAAAAGUCAGUGUUUAGCGUCGAAUUUGAACUUACUGUUUAGAACAUGGUCUAUCUACAUUUUCCUUCUAAUAAAACAGAAGAGGAGUUAAUGUUACAGGCAAAAUACGCGAAAUUAAAGAAAAAGAAGAAAGCUGUCCAGGCUUUAAAAUCACCUCGUCCAGAGCCAGAGAGGACACCACAAACACCAAAGCGACCAGCUGAGGCUAGAGAUGCAAGAGAAGUGGCAAAGAAGCUCCUGAAGUCAGGUGCAAUAACUGCCAUACCAAAAGCCCCUCAAAGGCCAGAACAGGCUGGAUUUAAAAGACCAAGAAAUCUCAAAAGAAAAUUUCCAGGAACUGAAAAGACUGUUAGUGGUUACCAGCCAUUUUCUGCUACACAUCCAGAGGAUCUAGAAGCAGAUAACAGACCUAAAGUUAAGAAUCUAUAUGAAAGUUUUGUCACUGCUAGAGACAGAGAAGAGAGAGGCAGACCAGAUAAGCCAAGGCAGGGAAAUACCAUAUUUGUUGCAGGUCAUAAAAUAACAGAAGAUUAUCUUCGGAAAGAAUUCCAGCGUUAUGGCAAUAUUGUCAAUGUCACAAUGGAAAUCGAAAAGAACCGAGGUUUUGUAACUUUUGACAAGAUGGAAGCAGCUGCAGAUGCUAUUAGUGAGACUGAUGGAUCCAUUGUAUCUGGCAUACAGUUAAAAGUUUCUUUGGCCAGGAGGCAGCCUGUCAUACAGCCCAUUAAUGAUGCAUCAUCAUCUUCGGCAUGGUCUACAAUAGCUGCCAGCCAUUCCCAGAAAGGAAGCCAUAAGGACAAACGGGAAAUAGUUACCUACGAUGAUGACGACAUAUUUGGAUGAAUACUUCUUCUGUGAGGCAUUGUAUGCUGUUGCUGGCUUAUGUAUAUUAACAGAGAAUUUUAUUGCUGUGAAUUGUGUAAAUAUCAAACUUUUUGAUAUGUUUUAAAUUGCCUACAGGAAACUGUGGUUGUUUAAGUUGUACAGUCAUAUGUCAUUUUGAAAUCUUAUAAAAUUUUAUUAAACUGAUAUUUAUUUCUAUUCAGGCACAUGAAGAAAAUGAAAACUUCCUGUAGGUGACUGCUUUACAUUAGAAUAGCUAUACCUUUGUUCUGUAGGUCCUCAAGGAUGUAGAACAUGUCACAAAACAAGAAUAUGUAAUACAUAUUUACAAAAAUAGGAGAGGGGCAUCCUUCCACAGAACCUAAUUGAAAUGGUCCGCAGUGCUCAGUUACAACAUGUUGUAGAGCAAGGAUGUUAGCUUCCAAAUAAAAUGUGCUUCAUACAGUCUAUAUUAUUUUUUGGUAGCGCCACAGUGCAUUUUGAGUUUUAUUCCCUCACCUUCAGGUGGAUAGGCUUGUUACCCUAUGCAGUGAUGUUGAACUACAGUGUUUUACAUCCUUUGUUUCACAUUCAUUACAUCUCUUGGGCCUUAAAAAAAGUGAGUGGGACUCUGUGCAUUUUGAUUCCCUCCAGUAAGGGCAGUGACAAUUCCUUAACGUUACAGAGCCAUGACAUCAAGUAACAUUGGAGAAAAGUGACCAUAGUAAACCAAAUAUGUUACCUAUAGAAAGCCAACUAGGUCACAAGGUAAUGAGUCAUUAACUGAAUAUAAAAUGUUGUAAUCGUGACCGGAGAAAGCGCGGUGGGACCAAACAGAGAGCGGCCCGUGAACAAACAAAUGAACGGAAAGGACAGGCAUGAAACAACGAUGGACGAUCGAGAGAGACCUUACAAUGACAACACGCAAGAAGCAACAGAGUGACAGAGACAACCAAAUGAAUCCAAGACGUCCACUAGUAAUGAAAACAAAGAAUGGUAAACAUGCUGUCCGUCGUCGAGGCGAUAUGUCAAGACGCAUACAACGAAUAGACUUGCUCGCUGAGCGAGAGGCAGGAGCUUAAAUACAUGAUUGGGGGUGCCGCCAUUGGCCACUGGUACUACGUGUUCCACUGUGGCGCCCUCACACUAAAUGUGGGCCAGGAGACGCCCGCCGCCACGGCUUAUGGCACGAUGGUGCAGAGACCUCUAGGGGUCUUCGAUGUCCAUGACAUCUGGUGCGGAUUCAAAUUCUGCUGCGCGCGGUACCAGAAAAAGACUUCAUUGAUCCAGAAUGACACAUUUUGGCAUAUGCCAUUAUCAGAUAACCCUAGCACUGAAGUCUAUUCAUUCUGGUUAGGUUAAUAUCAUAUAACUAGUAGGUCUAUUUGUUACCUUCAGUGCUAGGAUUAUCUGAUGAUGGCAUAAGCCAAAACACAUCAUUUUCGACCAAUAAAGUCAUUUUGUAUUCGGUUAAUGACUCAUUACCUUGUGACCUACUGAGCUUUCAACAGACUACAUAUAUAAUCCCUUGACAGAGAAAAGAAUGUUAGUACUGAUACUGAUAUGGUGAUUGAGCUUCACCAGUUGUUGUGGUUCGACUGUUGCCAGCAACACUGCUCCCUGCCAUAAUUAGAAACUUAGGAUCAAAAAGUUCCACUGUUCGAACUGCAGUGCCAUGAAGACACUUGCCCAUGGUCGUAUGUCCAGGCUUCUUACUCCAGCCAGAUUCCAUGUGGAUGCCAUCAGAAAGAAAUUGUUAUGGAACUGUUUGUAAACUGGGCAUUUAUUCUGGCAGAACUUUUUCAUUUAUUUUAUUGAUGACUUUGCUAUUCUACAGCUAUCAUGUCUAUGUAUUUUUCUCAGAAGACCCUAAUAGAUAUAAAAUAGACUUCAAACAAGAAGCUGAAAGAUGUCUGUCUGAUGACUCCUACUCUAGAAAAAUAUCUGAAUGUGUAAUAAUAUAGUGUAUGGAAAGAAAGGUAGCUUAGGGCAAUCAUUUAUAAUGUCACGUUGCCAUUUCUUUUUACUGAGGAAGUGCAAUGUAUUUGUUAACUGAGUCGA
This is a messenger RNA of Schistocerca cancellata (South American locust), 2965 nucleotides long. It is a transcript of the gene Nelf-E, whose product is annotated as negative elongation factor E. The transcript is spliced from 6 exons. Gene Ontology annotation, biological process: negative regulation of transcription elongation by RNA polymerase II. Bases 128 to 925 code for a protein of 265 amino acids. NCBI's taxonomy places the organism in Eukaryota, Metazoa, Arthropoda, Insecta, Orthoptera, Acrididae. Gene Ontology annotation, molecular function: RNA binding. The record is from RefSeq and is a predicted model, not a curated record. Gene Ontology annotation, cellular component: NELF complex.